Molecule: messenger RNA, 1434 nt
Organism: Eimeria mitis
Lineage: Eukaryota; Apicomplexa; Conoidasida; Eucoccidiorida; Eimeriidae
Exons: 5
Coding region: 1-1434 (477 amino acids)
Biological process (GO): positive regulation of cytokinesis
Cellular component (GO): centrosome; spindle pole; microtubule
Source: RefSeq, a predicted model, not a curated record
AUGCCGAAGGACGAGAAGCAGCAGCAACAACAGAAGCAACAGCAACAGCAAGAGCUGCAGCAGCAGCAACAGCAGCAGCAGCAGCAGCAGCAGCAGCAGCAGGUUUACCUGCAGCAGCAGCAGCAGCAACAGCAGCAACAGCAGCAGGUGGCGCAGCAGCAGCAGCAGCAGCAGCAGCAACAACAACAACAACAACAGAAGCAGGGCCCGGGGGCCCCUGGUGGGGCCCCUGGGGGCCCCCUCGCUGAAGAAGAGGGGUUCGGGGGGGGGGCCCCCACCCUGGGGGGCCCCCAGGGGGCCCCCACCCUGGGGGGCCCCCAGGGGCCCCCUGCUGCUGACAUAGGCAGCAGACUGCUCUCGCAUAUUGAGGCCCUUCUGGAUUUGUCUUUAGCUGAUAGAAUAAAAGCAGCAACAGCAGCAGCAACAGCAGCAGCAACAGCGGCAGCAACAGCAGCAGGAGCAGCAGCAGCAGCAGGAGGAACUGCAGCAACAGCAGCAGAAAGCAAGGAUGAAGGGGGGCCCACUGGGCCCCCUGGGCCCCCUGGGCCCCCUGGGGGGCCCCAGGGGGCCCCUGGGGGCCCUGGGGGCCCCUUCUCAACCCUAUCACCAGACUUCUCUCUAACAGAAGAGGCACUGCAUGCGCAUGCAGAUACACUGCAGGGUUUGGGGCUUUAUGAGGACAGCUGGGGGCCCCCCUACCUGCAGCACAUUGCUGCUGCUGCCUCUCCCCCUAUACACACCCAGGACGAGGGGGCCCCCGAGGCACAACAGGGGGGCCCCCAGGGGGGCCCCCCACACAAGCAUGAUGGGGGGGCCCCCAGGGGGGCCCCCAAUGACAUGUCUUGGAUAGGCACAGAUGAGGGGCCCCUCUUAGACUUUUUCAAGGGGGCCCCCGAGGAUGAGGGGGCCCCUGAGGGUGUUGAGGGGGCCCCUGAGGGCGAGAAGGGGGGGGCCCCCCUGGGUGAAGCUAGGGGCCCCCAGGGUGAGGGGGGGCCCCUGUGGGGGGCCCCCCAGGGUGAAGAGGGGGGCCCCCAGGGUGAAGCCGGGGGGCCCCUGUGGGGGGCCCCCGCAGUUUUAUAUUCUUCGGGUUUAACUGCUCGGCGGCUAGAAACAGAAAACAAACAAAAAGGGGGAAGCUAUAAGGGGCCCCUGGCAAAGGGAAAGGGUACGGGGGGCCCCUAUAAAUAUGACCCUACUGAGGGGGCCCCUGAGGGUGUUGAGGGGGCCCCUGAGGGCGAGAAGGGGGGGGCCCCCCUGGGUGAAGCUGGGGGCCCCCAGGUUGAGGGGGGGGCCCUGGCUGCAGCAGCAGAAUAUAGAAGUAAGAUGCAGCAGCAACAGCAGCAGCAGCAGCAGAAGCAGCAGAAGCAGCAGCAGCAGCAGAGAUGCAGCAGCAGCAGCAGCAGCAAUGUAGCAGCAGCAGCAAUACAGCAGUAG